Ailuropoda melanoleuca (giant panda) is the source of this 1650-nucleotide messenger RNA. It is a transcript of the gene CXCL13, whose product is annotated as C-X-C motif chemokine ligand 13. Gene Ontology annotation, cellular component: extracellular region. Bases 35 to 367 code for a protein of 110 amino acids. The transcript has 4 exons. Gene Ontology annotation, molecular function: chemokine activity. Lineage: Eukaryota; Metazoa; Chordata; Mammalia; Carnivora; Ursidae. Gene Ontology annotation, biological process: defense response; chemotaxis; immune response. The record is from RefSeq and is a predicted model, not a curated record.
CAGAGCUGAAGUCUGAACUCCACCUUGAGGCAGAAUGAGGUUCACCCUGGGAUCUCUGCUGUUCAUACUGCUGGUCUGCAGCCUCCCCCCAGUCCAUGGUGUUCUGGAGGCCUACAAUACAAACUUAAAGUGCAAAUGCAUCCAAGAGGCCUCAGUUGUUAUCCCGAUCCACCACAUCGACAAGCUUCAGGUCUUCCCUCCUGGGAAUGGGUGCCCGAACAAAGAAAUCAUAAUUUGGAAGAAGAAUAAGUCAGUUGUAUGCUUGAAUCCUCACUUCAAAUGGACACAAAAAUUAGUAAAAACAUUACAGAGAAAAAAUGCUCCUUCAACUCGACCAGCUCCAGUGGUGAAGAAAAGGAUCAAGUGAUGCCAAUAUCCCCACUAAGGACACCUGUAUUCUCCCCGAACCUGCUCUGAGUUAUAGUUUUGUAUUUGGAUGAAUCUUUCCAAGAAAAAGAACUUCCCCAUAUAAGCAAGCAUGAAAAUAUAUGUAAAAAUAUCCCUAGAGCAGCUGAUGGGGCCAAGUUGGGCUUUUUGAAAAAUAUGGUACCCUAUAUACUUGGGCUGUGCACUCUCAUUCAUCACAGAGGAAAGUUUCUUUGAGGAUAAUUACUUAGUAAUAAAUCACAUAAGUUUCUUUUAAUAGUAUGCCUAUUGCUUAGUGCUAAAUUUUUUCUAGAAAAUAAGGGAACAAGAAUUUAAACCUCAAAUCUGAACAUGUGGCUUGAGUUAAGAAGGAAAUGAUGGAAUUCAUUUCAAUCAUUUUACACUGUAAGAAAGGCAGUCUUCCAUAAGAGACUUGAAACCUGCCUGGGAAACCCAGGGAAUUUUAUGAGACAGAGGGCUCUCAUAGCUGAUAUCUUCCGUUUAAAAGCUCAGUAUUGAGAGAAAUGGGAUCCUACUUUUAAGAGUUCUUUUAUGAGAUUUACUGUCAGAUACAAAAACUAGAAACAUUCAACGAUCCCUAGGCUUAAAUUCAUAGAAUAUUCAGGAAAAGCAUUUAAGCUGAUGUUCAGAUGUACUCUUUUAUACAUUUGCUUUGACGAACUUUUUUUACUCACAUCUUUUGCACAGACUUUUUUUUUUCUUGGUCUCUGGUACCUGAUUCUUUAAUGCUUCUUAUUAAUCUAAUGCUAUUCAAUAAACUUGAGUAAACGUUUACUUAAUUAUGAGCAACUCAUUCUUACCAGAGCAUUUGCUCAAAUGUAGAUAUUCUCUGACUCAUCACAAUGAAAAGUAGGAUUUCAUCAUAUUAAUAUCUAUUUGCAUGAUGCUUGCCUUUUACAGAAGAUCUAAAUUAUGUGGCAAUGGGUGAGUGAAUUUAUUCCUGAUAUUAACACAGUGAGAAAAUGCUUGACUAUGAGAGUCUCUUUUCCUUGAUAUUUUCUCCAGAAAUCUCCAAACUCUUACCAAAACCUAUUUUCACUGUCUCAUUAUAUUGAUUCUUAAAAUCUCCAAUGUUUCCUUUAACAAAGUUUUACACUGGGUUGGACAAACAGAAGAAGAUCCUUAAACCCCCAUCCCCUCCUUCCCUGGAUGCAGCCUGGCUCUCCCGGGCUGAGCUCCACUGUCCUAGCGCCCCUCAUUCCUCUUGCCGCUUUAGGGGACCCACUUCAGCAUGUCCAGGUUUGAAGCUAUAUCUGGCUCUUG